AUGGGCCGCACAAAGACAACUCCACUGGAGGACCUGCAAACACAUAGUAUCAAACAUAACUUUUCAAAGUUGACCCUAUCACAUGAGAUGCCCAAGCCUUUGUCCCAUAAUGUAGCUAUGAAAACCAUGUUUCCAACUCAGAAGGCAACCUUACUGCGCAAGAAGCCCAUGCCUCUCUCUCAUAACAUAAUCACUAGUACUGCUUCUUUUGUCGAGAUGGUGGCGAUCUUUAUGAUUGCUUCUGCUGCUCACGAAUUUCAGGCACAGGUCAAAGACAGCGAAGUUCUUUUUAUUUGUGCAGGCUGUCACAAAAUACACAGAAAGCAUAGCAGGAAUGAUGGCAUAAGGCCAUACUUUGGAUUUGAGGACAUCAAAUGGAAUCCAAUCUUGGGUGCUCCUGUCACCAUCCAUGGGCACUCUGAAAUGACGAGUUGGUCGCAAAUAUGUAGUGACCCCAUCCUGAUCCUCCAUUUUGUCCUUCAGACCAUCGACCCUCUUGGGUCUCCUGCAGGCAUCAUGCAGGAGAUUUUGCGGCCGUAUAAGCCCAAUGACAAACUCCAAUACCAUGAAAUAGUGUUCGAUAUUGGAACAAUGGAGAAGGCUGAGAAGCACAGGUUGUCAAUGUCAAAACUGGUCACAGAAUUGGAACACCUCCCUAUCAAGUUUGAACAUGUAGAAGUCAUCGUCUAUUCUCACUCAGAAACCACAUGA
Messenger RNA from Suillus bovinus, 711 nucleotides. RefSeq lists its product as uncharacterized. Bases 1 to 711 code for a protein of 236 amino acids. NCBI's taxonomy places the organism in Eukaryota, Fungi, Basidiomycota, Agaricomycetes, Boletales, Suillaceae. The record is from RefSeq and is a predicted model, not a curated record. The transcript is spliced from 6 exons.